AUGAUUAAGUGCAGGAGACAUGGCUGGUCACGCCCAAGCUCUGAGAACCAGGAGCACCGCGGGGGCGCGCUAGGACGGCAGGGGCCGGGCUCUCCGGCGCGGGAGGUGAUUGCCGUGGUGAUGGAUGUAUUCACAGACAUCGACAUCUUCAGAGAUCUGCAGGAAAUAUGUCGGAAACAGGGAGUUGCUGUAUACAUCCUUCUGGACCAAGCUCUACUCUCUCAGUUUUUGGAUAUGUGUAUGGACCUGAAAGUUCAUCCUGAACAAGAAAAGCUGAUGACAGUUCGGACUAUUACAGGAAAUAUCUACUAUGCAAGAUCAGGAACUAAAAUUGUUGGGAAGGUUCAUGAAAAGUUCACAUUGAUUGAUGGCAUUCGAGUGGCUACAGGCUCCUACAGUUUUACAUGGACAGAUGGCAAAUUAAAUAGCAGUAAUUUGGUCAUUCUGUCCGGCCAAGUGGUUGAACACUUUGAUCUGGAGUUCCGAAUCCUGUAUGCACAAUCAAAGCCCAUCAGCUCCAAACUCCUGUCCAGCUUCCAGAUCAGCGUCAAGUUUGACCAUCUAGUUGACCGGAAACCAUCGUCCAAGGAGCUCACAUUGGGCAAUCUGCUGCGGCAGCGGCUGGCUAGGCUCUCAAGCACCCCCGAGAAGGCCGAGCUGCUAUGUGGGGCACCCACCAAGGCCAGGGCAGAGGCCAGGCGCCACGACUCUGAGUCUUCCACCAUCAGUGAGGAAGACUACUUUAACAGCCACAAGGAAGAACCAGAAGGUGGAAAGGUGACUGAUGCCGCCACUCAGACAGAGCCAGGAGAGGAGGUGCCAGUGGUGCGCGUGAGUGACUCGGGAACACAAACCAGCACUGCCAUAACUAAUGCAUUUUUCUCUUUAACUCUGGGAGUAUGUCACAAGUAA
Molecule: messenger RNA, 912 nt
Organism: Myotis davidii
Lineage: Eukaryota; Metazoa; Chordata; Mammalia; Chiroptera; Vespertilionidae
Gene: SACK1D
Product: family with sequence similarity 83 member D
Exons: 6
Coding region: 1-912 (303 amino acids)
Biological process (GO): regulation of TOR signaling; positive regulation of cell cycle G1/S phase transition; protein localization to mitotic spindle
Cellular component (GO): cytosol; mitotic spindle pole
Source: RefSeq, a predicted model, not a curated record